UGUCCACCUACCUACGAUAAUAUCACCGUCGACUGUUAUUGAAAUUCUUUUGAGCGCAAAGCAUGCGGCAUGACAAUCCGUGUGUUGUUGAGGGACCACCCUCACCGCGCUGUCGCAUUAGCUACUGAUGACCAUAUCUUAACCUUUCGCCAUAGUGCCUCCACCGCUGGCGCCUCUUCGCUUUCCGUCAACUCCACGCAAGGUGCAACUCUACAACCACGAUGUAUGGUCGAAUUCGGUAGAACUGCUGAUACUGACACGACUGAUUUUCGCUCCUUGACUUCUCUUGCGGUCUUCGGAACUCUCGGCUUGAUAACCGUCAAUGGUGACAUCUUUCUUUGCGUUGUCAACGGAGCACAAAGAGCGGCUACCGUACGGAAUGGUGAAAACGUCUUGAAGAUUACCUCUGUUGAAUUUCACUGCAUAAACAAGUCCGAUUACGACUAUCUUGUACCAGAUCGUCUCAACAACUUCUCGACAGAUGACAUCGAGGAGGAUGGAUUCGACCACUAUCAUGCCAGGGAUACUACUCUGGAGCAUCCUUGUGCGGCUAUGAAGAAGCUGCUCAGCGGUGGCAGUUUCUAUUACAGUGCUGAUUUUGAUCUCACGAGGCGACUCCAAGACAGAUCUUCUUUAUCUGCAACAGUGGCAAUUGACAGUCUUGACGCUGGCUUUCUCUGGAACUCGUAUAUGAUUCAACCAUUGGUCAGCUUUCGUUCUAGACUCUCAGAGCAUGAGAGAAGAGAGUUGGACGCUUCUCGUAUCUUGACCUCUGCGAUACGUGGGUUUGCUAUGACCGUAACAGUUCCUCCCGCUUCUUCACCUAUCAGUCAAACCACCUCUGGCUUCCCUUCUACCUUAACGCUACUGUCUCGCCUUUCUUGUCGCAGGGCAGGUACACGAUUCAAUGCUCGAGGUAUUGAUGACGAUGGCAACGUCGCAAACUUUGUCGAGACAGAAGUCAUAUUCUCUACACCUGGUAAUACCAGUUUCUCUUACGUGCAAGUGCGAGGCAGCAUACCUCUAUUCUGGGAGCAAGCGGCGGGAUUCACACCUGGACAGCAAAAGAUCCAGCUUACACGAUCGGCAGAAGCAUCCCAGCCUGCAUUCGACAAGCACAUGUCUGACCUGGAGAUCAACUAUGGUAACAUACACGUAGUCAAUCUGCUCAGUAACGAGAAACCCGGUGAACUCGAGUUGAGCCGGAGAUAUCAAUAUCAUGUUCGCAACAGUCCUUUGAACCUACCUUCGGGUGAGCCUGGGGAAAAGGAAGCGGAAGAACAUGAGCUCAUCAAGGAAACUGAUUACGACUUCCACGCAGAGACUCGAGCACUCGGAUAUGAGGCCGCAAAGGGCAUCAAGCGAUAUGUGCAAGACUCGAUUGAGAACUUUGCCUACUUCCUAUCAGAAGAGGUAGAUGACCAACCGAAGAACGCCAACGGUCGCCCACAAUCACACAUUCGAAGGAAUAUGAGCAUAUUACAGCAAGAGGGCGUGUUCCGCACGAAUUGUCUCGACUGCUUGGAUAGAACAAACCUCAUCCAGACACUCAUCAGUCAAAUGGCCAUCCAAGAGUUCUUGAAUCAACGAGCCGAGAGGGGGGCGACCAACGACUUUUGGGUCCGUCAUGGCACUCUUUGGGCUGAUAAUGGUGAUGCACUAUCGCGUAUUUACGCAGGUACUGGAGCCUUGAAGUCGUCAUUCACCAGACACGGAAAAUCAUCUCUUGCAGGUGCGUUUGCAGACUUCCGAAAGAGCGCGACACGCUUGUACAUCAACAACUUCGAGGAUAAGGGAAGGCAGAAUGUGAUCGACAUGCUCUUAGGUCGUCUGAUAGAUCAAGUUCCCGUCCACUUAUUCGAUCCAAUCAACGACUGGGUUUCUGCAGAGCUCGCAAAGAAGACAAAUGAAUACUCGGCAUAUGAUAGCAUCAACAUCUAUGUUGGCACAUUCAACCUCAAUGGCAAGACUAGAGGUCUGUCUGAGGACCUCUCUCCAUGGCUUUGCCCUCCAGUCGAUAUGUCGCAAAGACAGCCCGAGAUUGUGGCUGUUGGCUUCCAAGAGAUUGUCGAUCUCAGUCCUCAACAGAUCAUGUCUACAGAUCCACACAGAAGACAGGCGUGGGAGGACGCAGUGAAAGCGACUCUGAACGACCAUGCUCAGACUCUGGGGUCGGAAGAGUAUGUCAUGUUGAGAGGUGGACAAUUAGUGGGUGCCUCCCUAUCCGUCUUUGUCAAGGCAAGUAUCCUACCACACAUCAAAAACGUUGAAGGUGCCUUGAAGAAGACAGGUAUGUCUGGCAUGGCAGGAAACAAAGGUGCCGUGGCCAUUCGUUUGGAAUAUGCAAACACUUCGAUCUGCUUGGUCACUGCACAUUUGGCUGCAGGCUUCGCCAAUUACGAGGAGCGCAACCAAGAUUACCGGACUAUCAGUCAUGGAUUACGAUUCCAGAGAAACAGAUCGAUCGAAGACCAUGAUACCAUCAUUUGGCUUGGCGACUUCAACUACCGCAUUGGUAUGUCGAAUGAAAAGACGAGGCAGCUGGUCAAGAUGGGCGAUCUCGAGAAGUUGUAUGAGAACGAUCAGCUCAAUCUUCAAAUGGUCCACGGCAAGACAUUCCCGUAUUACAACGAGGCGUUGAUCACCUUCCUACCAACGUAUAAAUACGAUGUCGGUACCGAUGACUACGAUACUAGCGACAAGGCUCGAAUUCCUGCAUGGUGCGAUCGUGUCCUGACCAAGGGCCACAAUCUCCGUCAGAUCCACUAUGACACUGCACCCUUGAAGUUCUCAGACCACAGACCUGUUUAUGCCACUUUCCAAUGUACCAUCACCGUUAUCGAUGAGAAGAAGAAACAACAAAUCAGUGAAGGGCUUUACAAGCAGAGACGUGCGGCCGUUGGUGGUCAUACUGCCAACACCAGAGCUGAAGACACUGAUGACGACGAUUUGCUCGGCUAUGAGUCAAUCGAGCCCGGUCUUCCUCCAGCCAGCUCCGAUAAGCGCAAAUGGUGGCUAGACGGCGGUAUACCAGCCCGCUCACAAGUCAAAGCACCAGGUGAUGGAUACGUCCGCAACACAGAAAGACCUCCCAAUCCAUUCAGCGCAACAUCAGAACCCGACUGGGUCAAGGUACCUCGACCAAACCUACCUCCACCACGCAACCUCUCCAUCCGUGAGCGAAAUUCCUCAGCCACAACAUCCACCGAGAAUCUGAACAGAAGAGCCACAACCACAAACCGAAAACUCCCUCCCGUCUGGCCAGCACAUCAGCAAUCUCCAGCACCCAGCACUCGCUCUUCACAUUCUCAAAGAAGUCUCCUGGACGAUUCAAUCGAUGAACCGCCACUCCCACCUCGUCCAUCGUCUCUCGAUCAGAAAAUCACCCGUAAACCCGCUCCACCACAAAUCCCCAAGAAACCAUCAAACCUACGCUCAGAAAGUCCCACAGCCACACGCGACGACUUUGCACCAAAACUCCCAAAGAGAGUAAACACAUUACCUCAAUCUCCUAGCAGUAGUGCAGGAGUGGGAAAAAGCACUUCUAUGCCUAUGCUUCCACCACCUAGGAGGACAGGGACUGGAGAGGUUAAUAACAAGGGGAUUGAGGGUUGGAGCCGACAAGCUGGACAAAGUGAUAAGAGGAUUGAGACCUGGUCUAGACAGUCUGGUCAGGCUGGUCAGAGUGACAAAGGGCCCGCGUUGCCUCCUAGGAGGGGUACUGGAGGGGCGCAGAGGAAUUUAUUGGACGAUGAGGAUGAGGGUGGUAUGUCUGGAUGGCAGCCAUUGAGGCCUAAUCGAGGAAGAGUGAGACUGGAGGUGAUAUGCUCAAACACUCUCCUACCUAGCUAGACAAGCUUAAUUGAAACACCUCCUGUAUUGUUGAGACCGUGCAUGAGAUGGUACUUGAAUGCUCUUAUGCGCAACCACGUAACUCAUGGCAGAUAUACUCGCAUGGUGGUGCUGAGCAGCAAUGGGAAGUGAACAUGCAUACCUGAUUAUCGCCUAGAUUGAGACAGGGCACAGAGAGGCGUAGUCGACAAGGAUCAUCACUGCAG
This is a messenger RNA of Aureobasidium subglaciale EXF-2481, 4058 nucleotides long. RefSeq lists its product as uncharacterized. The transcript is spliced from 4 exons. Lineage: Eukaryota; Fungi; Ascomycota; Dothideomycetes; Dothideales; Saccotheciaceae. Gene Ontology annotation, cellular component: membrane; cytoplasm. Gene Ontology annotation, molecular function: phosphatidylinositol-3,5-bisphosphate 5-phosphatase activity; phosphatidylinositol-4,5-bisphosphate 5-phosphatase activity. Bases 70 to 3852 code for a protein of 1260 amino acids. The record is from RefSeq and is a predicted model, not a curated record. Gene Ontology annotation, biological process: phosphatidylinositol dephosphorylation.